AUGAGUGCUAGAUACGAAGGUACAUCAAAUUUAUCAUCCUCAAGCUCUGAAGAUGAUGAUAUAUUUGAAGCACACAGAAGGCUUAUCACUCAAGCGAUCUACGGAAACAAUCAGAAAAGAGACGGAGUUGGAAAACUUGGUUUGUCAGGUUUACAAAAAAUGACAGUUGCAUUUCGAAUAUUGACAUAUGGUGUACCGGCAGACGCUACUGAUGAGUACAUCAAAAUAGGAGAAUCAACUUCCAUAGAAAGUGUGAAAAGAUUUUGCCGUACUGUUGUUGAAGUAUUUGGAGGACAGUACCUACGAUCACCCAAUGCUAAUGAUGUUGCCAGACUUCUUCAUAUUGGUGAGCAUCAUGGUUUUCCUGGUAUUGCUCCCCCUACUCGUCAUGUCAUUCAAGGAAAAGAGUACAAUAUGGGUUACUAUUUAGCUGAUGAUAUAUACCCAAAAUGGUCUACACUUGUUCAAAUAAUUCAAGAUCCACGCGGACCUUCACGUUUUUGGCAGAAAAAUAUUUUUCAUGAUAUAAUGACUUCAUGUAUUAUUAUGCAUAAUAUGAUAAUUGAAAAUGAGCGCGAUAUGAAUACCUCAAUUGUUGAUCAAGAUAAAGUCUCGUCGGCUGCAGAUGUUGAUACAACAGUAGAUGACAAUACCCGAUUUCAAAAGUUUCUUGCUAGAUAUGAAGGAAUCAAAAAUAAAAAUGUUCACUUUGCCCUUAGAAAUACAUUAAUUGAGCAUUUGUGGGAGCAAUUUGGUAAUUCUGAUAAUUAA
This is a messenger RNA of Zingiber officinale, 771 nucleotides long. RefSeq lists its product as uncharacterized. The coding region runs from base 1 to 771 and encodes 256 amino acids. The record is from RefSeq and is a predicted model, not a curated record. NCBI's taxonomy places the organism in Eukaryota, Viridiplantae, Streptophyta, Magnoliopsida, Zingiberales, Zingiberaceae. The transcript is spliced from 4 exons.